Messenger RNA from Syzygium oleosum, 1695 nucleotides. RefSeq names its product UPF0481 protein At3g47200-like. The transcript is spliced from 2 exons. Bases 235 to 1530 code for a protein of 431 amino acids. Lineage: Eukaryota; Viridiplantae; Streptophyta; Magnoliopsida; Myrtales; Myrtaceae. The record is from RefSeq and is a predicted model, not a curated record.
AGUUUUGCAUCUGAGGAAGGUAUUGUCACGCAUAAUUGCAUAAAGUAUUGAAUCUUGAAGGCCAAAAUAUAUAUUAUAUAAAAACUUGAACUAUUCAAACUUUCGUUCUAUCUAAACCCCGUAAUGUUUAAAAUUUUUUUUCCACGUGACUGCUUGUGUUCCAGUGCAUAUUUGAAGUAUUCUUCGAUUGUCAACCUACCGGAGAGAGACGACCUUUAAAGUGUCUAGGAGAUCAUGAAGAACAUGAAGCGCAAAGCUCAGGGAAAACCGAGAGCCUGCUGCAGCGAAGACAUGACCGCCACCAGUGAUCUCCGUGAAAAUCGUGCAACUGAUCACGAGCGCCGUUUCAGCAAGCAGUGGUCAAUCUUUCGGGUUCCAGAGCACAUUCGCAAGGUCGACGAGAAGGCGUACAACCCUCGAGUCGUCUCGAUCGGCCCUUUCCACCGGAACCGGCCGGAGUUGAGGGCGAUGGAACCUCAGAAGCUGAGGCUGUACAAGCGACUCAUGAAACGGAUCGGUGAUGAGAAGCAGGAGGUGGGUCUCCAGACUGCGAUCAAGAAGUUGGAAGGCAGGGCGAGGAGUUGUUACUCAGAGGAGUUCAACGAUAUCAGCAGCGAGGAAUUCGUCCAGAUGAUGGUUCUUGACGGUUGCUUCAUCGUCAAGCUCAUGCGGUUGUAUCACAAGAGCAACAAGCACGGUGAAUAUGUGGAAGAACCGAUAUUUGCAACGAGAUGGAUGCUUCCCAACAUCACUAGAGAUCUGCUAAUGCUUGAGAACCAGUUGCCCUUUUUUGUGUUGAAAGAAAUCUACGAGCUAACCGCCUUCAGUGAGGAAGAUCACCCGCUAAACAAGCUCGCGCUCCUAUUCUUUGAGCCGCUAGGACCCCAAAAGGGCGAAUACACCGAGAUAAAGUUGCAAGACCAAGGGACGCAUCAUCAUCUCCUCUCUCUAUUUCACUCUAGUUUCGUCCCAAGUGAUUACCAUCCUCGAAGGUCCCGAAGGGUGAGAUGGAACAGACACGAAAAUUUUCCGGGGAAGUUUUGGCUGCAAGAAGUAAGAAUACUUCGGAGAUCUGGCAUUAAGUUCAAGAGCAAUCCCGGCAACCUCCUCAACAUAGAAUUCGAGAACAGGGAGCUCCGAAUCCCAACCCUAUUCAUCGACGACUCCACAGGACCUUUGUUACGGAACUUGGUGGCUUACGAACAGUGCAACGCCUUCGCCGCGCCGUACUUCACCUGCUACGCAAUCUUCCUCAACAGCAUCAUCGACGUGCCAGAAGACAUCGAGAUCCUUCAAGACGCGGGGAUCAUAGUACAGUCCGAGGCCGUGGACGAGGAAGUGGUGAACCUUGUUAAUAGCAUCACCAAGGAGCUCGUGUUCGAUCUGCACGACAUGAAUGACUGCUACAUAGCAAAGCAAAUUGAAGACAUCAACGACUUCUGUAAAUCUUGGAAGAGUAAAUGCAUCUAUCAGCUCUCGCGCGUCGAUUUCGUCAGUUUAGGGUUGUCAUUCCUCCCUUCGUUCAAGUAAUUGCAGGCGCGCUAAUUUCUUAGUCCUCCUUCACGCAACACAAAUCACCUUCAUAUUUGUUCUAUAGACUAAUUCUUUGUACUAAUUUAGUAGUCAUGUACUAAUUGGUUAGGAGAUAUUGUUUAAUCACAUCAUGUUUGAGAGAUUGCCCAAAUUUUGCUACAA